AUGUCGCGUGUGGACCCUACUAUUGUAUCGAUUUUUGGAGCUAAAUCUGAUGUCUUUGCCAGAGCGAUGGUACGCCGUGCUCUCGACGAGUGGUGUUCAAACACAGAGCAAGAAGAAGUCAAAGCGCAAGUCAAGAGGAGACCGUACGAAGAAAAAUACAGCGAUACUCCGUAUGAUUUCCCCAAGACUAAUUUUCGUGAUGUACCUCCAAUAAGCUUUGCGCCUGUUCUUACAGCCCAGAAUUUCUAUCUUCGUGAUGUCACCAAGCCUGAUGACCUCUCAUACGGAAAUCAAAGCUCGACCAGCACCUGUUUUACGCCUCUUGAGGAAUCAAGUAAUGUUCAGCCAACUGAGGCUCAGCACAGUCUUGCUGGCGCAAGCUCUGCUCAUGAGGCUACUCAGCGAGGUUUUUCCGGUUUUAAUUUACCUUCAAUUGCAGAGCUGCAGCUUCCAGAAAGAAACAGUAGUUGUUAA
Molecule: messenger RNA, 474 nt
Organism: Kwoniella shivajii
Lineage: Eukaryota; Fungi; Basidiomycota; Tremellomycetes; Tremellales; Cryptococcaceae
Exons: 3
Coding region: 1-474 (157 amino acids)
Source: RefSeq, a predicted model, not a curated record